This is a messenger RNA of Pocillopora damicornis (cauliflower coral), 1740 nucleotides long. Its product is annotated as lachesin-like. The record is from RefSeq and is a predicted model, not a curated record. NCBI's taxonomy places the organism in Eukaryota, Metazoa, Cnidaria, Anthozoa, Scleractinia, Pocilloporidae.
GCGCAUCGGCUGAGAUGAGGUAUCACUACUGUGGAUUAAUAGCUUCCGAAAAGAUUUAACUCAAUCCUUGAUGGCUGAAAUCUACAUAGCAAUAACGAAGUUAAUACAAAGGACUUCAAAGAAGCUGAUUAAGAUAAUCCAGAGUUUAAUUUAGGCGAUUAAUCCCUCCAGGGGUCGGUUGGACGCAUUAUUCAACGACCUAAACAACGUUUUCUAGGAAUCGUUGUGCGCCAAUAGCUAAAAAUCAAAUUCUCAGAAAAGCACCUUGAAAUCUCAAUAGCUCAUGUCCAACGAUUGCAAGCUCAAUAUUUUGAGGCUCAGCAAACUGGCCAUUACCGCAACAUUAUGGAGAUUAAUGUUCGACUUUCAUCUGAAGUAUGUUUUCUAAAGCUAUCAUCACAAGUCUUCUCUCAGCUGUUGGAGUACGCACAGUGUCGGAAACAAUGCACUCAUAUUAUCAUAGUUCGGUAGUUGGGCUAUUGCUGGGAUAACACGAAUUAUCUACGCUUGGAUUUAAUGACUGAACGUAUAUCUCAAUGGAAUUUAAUUAUGACUCAAUCAGGUUUACUGUACGACGGAAAACGGAAAUCUCUGCUACCGUAAACCACUUCAUCACAUUAAUUUCGGUUCAGUUAGGUAUAAUUAUUUGGGUUCUGGGAUGGUGAGUAGUUUUGCUACUGAGAUAGUUUAAGUUUUGCCCCAAAGUGACCAUUCUAAUAAAGUUCACUUACAUUUUGCGAAUCCCACUCAAUGUGAUAUUAAUACCUAACAUGAUAAUAUUUCUCCCAAUAUAAGUUAUGCAUGCAGUCUCCAGCCAUUUGAGGCUUCCACGGAUAGUGUCUGGCCCUGACAAACUCGUGAUUGAUAAAAGCAAAGGUGAUGUAACUUUAAACUGGAAGUUUAAGCUGCGGCCUACAGAGACAUGGAGCAAUACUAUAGUCGAAGUGGUUUUCGGUGUCUGGAAGCAUCCAGGAUUCCUCGAAAAGAAGUUGGUGGCUAUCAACAAUAGCGGCGCAGAAGUGGUACGAACAAACUACGAGAAAAAGAUAAGCUGCCACUUCAACAUUUCUCUCCUGCAAGUGGCAUUCACUCUACACGAUUUGAACAAAGGAGAUGAAAACGAAUACGGCUUUCAAGUUGAGUUUGACCUGAGUCGUACUCCCUUAACAGAUAGUGUUAUGCUUCGUCUUGAAGAUCCACCUAAAAUCAACACUCCUCACCAAAGAAACAUCUCCAUGAGGAAUGGUGAACCGCUGAUGAUAAAAUGCCAUGCAACUGGAUUUCCCACACCUAGCAUAAAAUGGAAAAGACUGGGGGAAACCAUUGGAGACCAAGCUCUGUAUUUCAACUCUUUAAAAAGAAGCGACGGCGGAGUUUACCUGUGUGAAGCUUAUAAUCAGGCGGGCAAAGAUAGUAAGGAAAUCAUCGUAAGAGUUAAUGAUUUCCCUGAACUCGAGUUUCCAACAACGCAGGAAGGUAAACUUCAUAUUCUCUUCGACAACCUUUUAGGGGGAUUGAUGUUGAUGUCCCUCUCAUCUUUAUCUCUCCGUUUCUUAUUAUACCUACACAAGUUCCCCAUUUGCUCUCACCGACCAUUCAUUAUAUGUUAUCUCUUUUCUAUUUUCCAGCUUCUAAGGCGCCAACAAGAUCAUCAGAGGACAUAAGUCCUGUGUGGAUCAUUUGCCUGUUUCCAUUGCUGUAUUAGUUAUCUUGAUAACACUCAAAUUAUUUCGGCAUCGC